Messenger RNA from Nyctereutes procyonoides (raccoon dog), 2140 nucleotides. It is a transcript of the gene MFSD11, whose product is annotated as major facilitator superfamily domain containing 11. Lineage: Eukaryota; Metazoa; Chordata; Mammalia; Carnivora; Canidae. The coding region runs from base 314 to 1663 and encodes 449 amino acids. The transcript is spliced from 14 exons. The record is from RefSeq and is a predicted model, not a curated record.
CGCCUGCGCAGAGCCCGGCGGGCGGGCCGAAAAGCGCGGAGUCACUGUGGCCGGGAGGGGGGAGCGGAAUUUGCGGGCAGUUGGAAAGCCCGCGAAACGCUCUUUCCGGCUGCGAGGCCGCACGGGCGCUGUUCCCGCAGGAGGAACAGGAAGCGCUCCCCUUCCAGGCCCCGCCUUCUUUUCAUGGCCGUAUCCGAGCUCCACGCAGCUUUUCUGCUCGGGCCUCCGCAGCAGGUUCCCGCCCCUACCAGAGGGGGAUCGUCAGCGGCUUCGCCCCGAGGAGCUGCUGACCUCCGGCCCAGCCCGAGCCACAAUGUCCCCGGAAUCCAAAAAGCUUUUCAACAUCGUUAUUUUAGGAGUUGCCUUUAUGUUUAUGUUCACCGCCUUUCAAACUUGUGGGAAUGUGGCGCAAACCGUCAUCAGGAGCUUAAAUAGCACAGAUUUUCACGGCAGUGGAUAUACCAGCAUGGCAAUUAUUUAUGGAGUGUUCUCCGCUUCCAAUUUGAUUACACCAUCAGUGGUGGCCAUUGUAGGACCUCAGCUCUCUAUGUUUGCAAGUGGUUUAUUUUACAGCAUGUACAUUGCCGUUUUUAUCCAGCCUCUCCCAUGGUCCUUCUACACAGCUUCUGUUUUCAUUGGAAUUGCAGCUGCCGUGCUUUGGACAGCACAAGGAAAUUGCCUGACAAUAAAUUCAGAUGAGCACACAAUUGGGAGGAACAGUGGAAUUUUCUGGGCACUCUUACAAUCUAGCUUAUUCUUUGGAAAUCUCUACAUAUAUUUUGCUUGGCAAGGAAAAACUCAAAUAUCAGAGAGUGAUCGAAGAACAGUGUUUAUUGCCCUGACAGUGAUUAGCCUUGUGGGGACAGUUCUUUUCUUUCUCAUUCGACAGCCAGAUUCUGAAAAUGUCUUGGGAGAAGAUGAGUCUUCUGAUGACCAGGACCUGGAAGUCAAUGAGUCUGCCCAGAGCACUAUGGGAAAAGCAGUAGAUGCCUUUAGAAAAUCUCUUAAGCUAUGUGUCACCAAGGAGAUGCUCCUCCUUAGCAUUACAACUGCUUAUACAGGUCUGGAAUUGACUUUCUUUUCUGGUGUCUAUGGAACAUGUAUUGGUGCUGUAAAUAAAUUUGGAACAGAAGAGAAGAGCCUCAUUGGACUUUCUGGCAUUUUCAUUGGCAUUGGAGAAAUCUUAGGUGGAAGCCUCUUUGGCCUGCUGAGCAAGAAUAAUCGUUUUGGUAGAAAUCCAGUUGUGUUGUUGGGCAUCCUGGUGCAUUUUGUAGCUUUUUAUUUGAUAUUUCUCAAUAUGCCUGGGGAUGCCCCUAUUGCUCCUGUUGAAGGAACCGAUAGCAGUGCUUACAUCAAAUCCAGCAAAGAAGUUGCCAUCUUCUGCAGCUUCUUGUUGGGCCUUGGGGACAGCUGCUUCAAUACUCAGCUGCUUAGUAUCUUAGGGUUUCUCUACUCUGAAGACAGUGCGCCAGCCUUUGCAGUCUUCAAAUUUGUGCAGUCCAUCUGUGCGGCCGUGGCAUUCUUCUACAGUAACUACCUUCUCCUUCACUGGCAACUCCUGGUCAUGGUGAUAUUUGGGUUCUUUGGGACCAUUUCGUUUUUCUCCGUGGAGUGGGCCGCCGCCGCCAUCGUGGCCCGGGGCUCUGACUACCGAAGCAUUUGACCCCGGGGCGCCCAAAAGGUGGGGCGCAGCUUCUGGUGGCCUGGCGGAGCGAAAACUCAGCUGAAGAAGCCACCUUUCCUUUCCGCGGAGUGUUGGAUGUUGUUCAGGAAGGAAGAUCAGAGAAUUAAGACUGCUCAAUCUGCCAGGGUUGGUGUUCAAGUUUACAGAUAUUAUCUAUUUAAAACAAGCAGAAUAAGGGAAACUUGUUCUGUCAGUUAUAAUCGUUCAGAGAUAAUGUUUUUCGAUUCCUAUGUGUCGAGUUCCUUAUAAUCAUGUUCUAGAGUGUAAAUGUUUUCUUCACCCUCCUGUUCUCAUUGAAAGAUCCUGCCCUGAUUCAGAACACUAGGCCGUAUGGCAGAUGAAGAUCCUUGCUGGGCAUGGGGUGUGUGCUACUAUGUAGUAAUAGGGAGCAUAUGCCCACCCCACGUAUGUGUCUGUGAACGACAUUUCAAUAAAUUGUGAGAUGCCUUAGUGGAA